Nothobranchius furzeri (turquoise killifish) is the source of this 995-nucleotide messenger RNA. Its product is annotated as proteasome subunit alpha type-6. Lineage: Eukaryota; Metazoa; Chordata; Actinopteri; Cyprinodontiformes; Nothobranchiidae. Gene Ontology annotation, cellular component: cytosol; proteasome core complex, alpha-subunit complex; nucleus. The record is from RefSeq and is a predicted model, not a curated record. Gene Ontology annotation, biological process: proteasomal protein catabolic process; ubiquitin-dependent protein catabolic process.
CGAGUGCAGGGUUUGAUCGACACAUUACCAUCUUCUCUCCUGAAGGGAGACUCUAUCAAGUCGGUUAGUAGGCUGAGUGGUUGUGACGGAAGCCGGGUCGCUGGCUAACUGUGUGCUAGCAGGCUAAAUGCUCUGUCACGCUUCGCCUAGCUCGGCUGCGAGCUGAUAAAAACACCCGCCAGAGCGAAAAUGGUCGCUCACCUUAGCGGGGCUGAUGAGUAUGCGUUUAAAGCUAUAAACCAAGGUGGACUCACAUCAGUAGCAGUCCGAGGGAAGGACUGUGCAGUUGUUGUAACACAAAAAAAAGUACCGGACAAACUUCUGGAUGCCUCCACAGUGACUCACCUUUUCAGAAUAACAGACACUAUUGGAUGCGUCAUGUCUGGGAUGACGGCUGACAGCAGGUCUCAGGUCCAACGAGCCCGCUACGAGGCAGCCAACUGGCAGUACAAGUACGGCUAUGAGAUCCCCGUGGACAUGUUGUGUAAGAGAAUCGCAGACGUCUCACAGGUCUACACGCAGAAUGCUGAGAUGCGACCGCUAGGCUGCUGUAUGAUCGUGAUCGGAGUAGACGAGGAGUUUGGUCCCCAGGUAUACAAAUGCGACCCGGCUGGCUACUACUGCGGCUUUAAGGCCACCGCUGCUGGAGUGAAGCAGACCGAAGCCACCAGCUUCCUGGAGAAGAAAGUAAAAAAGAAACUGGAUUGGACCUUUGAACAGACUGUUGAGACGGCCAUCUCCUGCCUCUCUACGGUCCUUUCCAUUGACUUUAAGCCCUCUGAGCUGGAGGUCGGCGUCGUCACAACACAGAAUCCCAAGUUCAGGACGCUGACAGAGACGGAAAUAGACACCCACCUCAUGUCUCUGUCAGAGCGGGACUGAGACUCGCCACCUGUUGGAUUGACCGAGAGCAUGAUGCAGUUUCCAGAAGAAGACUUGGCUUUAUUUGCUGUACCCCCCACCGUUACGUUUAAUAAAAACCUUUGAGUAAAACA